GGGCUCAGCGUCCUGGUGGGGCUCAUGGACCUCUGGAAGAUCACCAAGGUCAUGGACGUCAGGCUGGACCGGGAGCGGCGCCUGGCCGGAAUCUUCCCUCGGCCGCGCUUCGCCGACAAAUCCACCUACGUGGAAUCCUCCACCAAGGUCUACGACGACGUGAGUGCCGGAAUCCCGGGAAUGGGACACGGAAUUCCGGGAAUGUGGACGUGGAUCCGUGAAAAACACACCCAGAAUUCCCGGGAAUGGCCCCAGACCCAAAAUUCCCAAUAAUGGGCCCAAACAGACCCAAAAUUCCCAAUAAUGGCCCCAAACAGACCCAGAAUUCCCAAUAAUGGCCCCAGACCCAAAAUUCCCAAUAAUGGCCCCAAACAGACCCAAAAUUCCCAAUAAUGGUCCGAAAUGGACCCAAAAUUCCCAAUAAUGGCCCCAAACGGACCCAAAAUUCCCGGGAAUGGCCCCAAAUGGACCCAAAAUUCCCAAUAAUGGUCCCAAACACACCCAAAAUUCCCAAUAAUGGUCCCAAACAGACCCAAAAUUCCCAAUAAUGGUCCCAAAC
Molecule: messenger RNA, 559 nt
Organism: Lonchura striata (white-rumped munia)
Lineage: Eukaryota; Metazoa; Chordata; Aves; Passeriformes; Estrildidae
Source: RefSeq, a predicted model, not a curated record